Messenger RNA from Eupeodes corollae, 4575 nucleotides. RefSeq lists its product as uncharacterized. Gene Ontology annotation, molecular function: oxidoreductase activity. The transcript has 16 exons. Lineage: Eukaryota; Metazoa; Arthropoda; Insecta; Diptera; Syrphidae. Bases 65 to 4438 code for a protein of 1457 amino acids. The record is from RefSeq and is a predicted model, not a curated record.
CUUUGAGUAUAGAAACAUAGUUUGAAGAGAAUUUUAAAAACUUAAACUAUCAAUUCUAAAAACCAUGGCUGAUAGUAAUGCCAAAGCUUUAGAAUUGCUUUUCCAGCGUCCUUUGGAACCAAUUUUCACUUCAAGGGACAAUGGCAGGACAGCUUUUGAUGUUCCCGACACUUUUAUAACUAAUAGAUACGGUGAUUCAGGACUUGAGCUUCAAAGUCGAUUUGGUGAUAGUGUUGAUAGACGGAUUCCUGUACGUGACAUAACAAAGCCAAAUCUAGAUUUCACAAUGAAAAUCAGCUUAACACAAAAUUUUGAAAUUUUCAACGAUAAACAUCAGCAAAUUGCAGGCAAACUGAUCAAGAUGUUCAUUGAUGUUAAAGAACUUGAGAACUUUAUCGCCUUGGCUGCAUAUGUUAAGGAUCGUGUCAACCCAAUGUUGUUCCAAUAUGCCUAUUCUGUAGCUAUCCAACAUCGUCCGGAUACAAAAAAUGUGUCCAUUCCUCCAAUUGCUGAACAAUUCCCGGCAAAUUUUGUUGAACCUUCAGUUUUAAGAGACGCCCGUGCUGUAGGAUCGUUGAUUCCAAAUGCUGGAGACAGGAUGAAUAUUGACAUGACACAAAAUUUUACUGCUUCGGAUUUGGAACAAGAACAACGUUUAGCCUACUUCCGUGAAGAUAUCGGAGUGAAUAUGCAUCAUUGGCAUUGGCAUUUGGUUUAUCCUGCCGAAGGACCUGACGCAAUUGUUCGCAAAGACCGUCGAGGUGAACUAUUCUACUACAUGCAUCAACAAAUUAUAGCCCGCUACAAUGUCGAACGUUUCUGCAAUGGACUCCCACGAGCAAGACUGCUAAAUAAUCUGCGUGAACCUAUUCCAGAGGGUUACUUCCCAAAAAUUUUAAGCAGUUUAAGCAAUCGUACUUUUCCAUCUCGUAUCGCUAUGCAGUCUCUUAAGAAUUUAGAACGUGAGGACAACGUAGUCGAUAUAACCGAUGUUGAGCGUUGGGCCGAUAGAAUUCAUCAAGCCAUUGAUCAAGGAUAUGUUGUUGAUCGUAACAACCGACAAAUUCCAUUGGACGAAGUUAAGGGAAUUGACAUUUUGGGAGAUAUAAUAGAAGCUUCUUCACUGUCACCGAACAGGCAGCUCUAUGGUAAUCUUCACAACAUGGGACACAACUUGAUCUCUUUGGCUCAUGACCCAGAUGCCAGGUUCAAGGAAAAUAUCGGUGUGAUGGGUGAUGUGACAACAGCUAUGAGAGAUCCAAUUUUCUACAGAUGGCAUUCGCAUAUUGACUUGAUCUUUAGGAAAUUUAAAGGACUUCUUCCAUCUUACAAUAAUUCUCAGCUUGGAUUCAGUGGAGUUAAUGUCGAUUCUUUGGAUGUCCAAAUUAGAUCGAAGGGUACAACUCCAAAUAUUCUUGCCACGUAUUGGCAAAAUUCCGACAUUGAUAUCGCUGCUGCACUAGAUUUUGGACCAAAUGGAGCCAUAUAUGCCCGAUACACACAUUUGCAACAUGCUCCAUUUGAGUAUGACAUUAAGGUCACUAAUUCUGGAGCAAAUAGAAGGGGAACGUGCAGAAUUUUCCUCUGUCCAAAAACAGAUGAGCGUGGUACAACUCUGAAGAUGGAUGAAGUCAAAAAUAUGGCAAUCGAAUUGGAUAAAUUCACUGUAACCUUGAACCCUGGUCAAAAUACCAUUAAACGCCGAUCAAAUCAAUCUUCUCUUACAAUUCCAUUUGAGCGAUCAUUCCGACGAAUCAUUCCCGAUGUAAACCGACCUCCAGAAUCUGAAGCUGAGUACCGUUUCUGUGGAUGUGGUUGGCCAGACCAUAUGCUUUUGCCAAAAGGAAAAGCUGAAGGCAUGGAAUUUGAUUUAUUCUGUAUGAUUUCGGAUUAUACCGGCGAUGAAGUUAUGCAAACAAAUGAUGAGCAAAGUGUUUGUGCCGAUGCUGAUUCAUUCUGUGGUUUAAAGGACAAAUUGUAUCCUGACAAACGUUCCAUGGGAUAUCCAUUUGAUAGAAAUAUUUCCAGUCCAAAUAUUGGUGAAUUUGUUAACCAAUAUACCAAUAUGAGGAUAACACCUAUCAAAAUUGUGUUCGCCAACAAGACUGUUAAUAGACCAAAAUCGAAUAAUGAAUUGUGGCGUAGAACAGGCCAAAGGCGCUUGGACAUCGACAUCAGAAAGCGCAAAAAGCAAUGGAUUGGUCACACACUGAGGAAACCAAACGAUGAUAUUGCGAAGCAGUCCUUUGAAUGGAAUCCUCAGGGGUCACGUUGCGUUGGAAGACCAAGAACAACGUGGAAAUCUACAGUGCUAUCGGAAGCUAACUCCCAGAGAAAGAAGUGGCCACAGUUAAGAAAAUCAUCACUUCUAGCUAUGGACAACGAUAUCAAAGCUAUGGAAUUGCUGUUCCAACGGCCAUUGGAACCAGUAUUUACCUCCAGGGAUAAUGGAAAGGCGGCUUUUGAUGUCCCCGAUAGCUUCUUCACCGAUAGAUACAGUGGUGCUGGUAUUGAACUUCAAAGUCGUUUUGGUGAUGAUGUCGAUGUUAAGAUUCCUCUUCGUGACAUUGCAAAACCAAACUUGGACUUCGCAACUCAAAUUAGCAGGAAGCAAACCUUUGACCUUUUCAGUGACAAACAUAAACGCAUCGCUGGGCAAUUGAUAAAGAUGUUCUUGGACGUUAAGGAGCGAUCGCUUUUUGUAUCGUUGGCUGCUUACGUUAAGGAUCGUAUCAAUCCAAUGUUGUUCCAGUACGCCUACACAGUAGCAGUUCAACAUCGCAAGGAUACUGCAAUGGUACCAAUUCCACCAGUUGCUGAACAAUUUCCCGGAAACUUUAUCGAACCAUCAGUGUUCAAAGAUGCUCGUGCUGAGGGAUCAUUGAUUACAAAUCCUGGAGACAGAAUGACCAUUGAUAUGUCACGAAAUUUUACUGCUUCUGAUCGUGAGGAAGAACAACGGUUGGCCUACUUCCGUGAAGACAUCGGUGUUAACAUGCAUCAUUGGCAUUGGCAUUUGGUAUAUCCUGGCGAAGGACCCGAUGAAGUUGUUCGCAAGGAUCGUCGCGGUGAACUGUUCUACUACAUGCAUCACCAAUUGUUGGCACGUUACAAUGUUGAACGAUUCUGCAAUGGUCUUUCACGAACUAGGGUACUUAGCAGUCUUCGUGACGCUAUUCCAGAAGGAUACUUCCCAAAAAUCAUCAGCAGUUUGAACAACCGCACGUAUCCCGCUCGUAUAACUGGACAAAAACUUCGCAAUGUUGAACGUGAAGAUAAUGCUAUUGAAAUUGCUGAGGUAGAACGUUGGGCUGAUAGGAUUCAUCAAGCCAUCGAUCAAGGAUAUGUCGUUGAUCGUAACAACAAACAAAUUCCAUUGGACGAAGUUAAGGGAAUUGAUAUUUUAGGAGAUAUGCUAGAAGCCUCUUCACUGACACCCAACAGACAGCUCUAUGGUAAUCUUCAUAACAUGGGACACAACUUGAUUUCGUUGGCUCAUGACCCUGAUUCAAGACAUUUAGAAGAUAUUGGUGUUAUGGGUGAUGUGACCACAGCUAUGAGAGAUCCAAUUUUCUACAGAUGGCAUUCAUUUAUUGAUCAGAUCUUCUUAAAAUUCAAGGGACUUCUUCCAGCCUAUGAUGAAUCACAGCUUGGUUUCAAUGGAGUAAAUGUAGAUGGAAUAAGUGUGCAAAUUACAUCUAAGGGUACAACUCCAAAUAUUCUGGCUACAUUUUGGCAAAAUUCUGACAUUGAUAUUGGUGCUGGGCUAGAUUUUGGACCAAAUGGAGCCAUCUUUGCGCGAUACAGCCAUUUGCAACAUGCUCCCUUUGAAUAUAAUAUUAAGGUGACAAAUACUGGAGCUAGUCGUAGGGGAACAUGCAGAAUUUUCCUCUGUCCGAAAGCAGAUGAACGUGGUGCACCUUUGAAAAUGGCUGAAGUCAAGAAUUUGGCUAUCGAAAUGGACAAGUUCACAGUUAACUUAAAACCUGGCCAAAAUACAAUCAAACGUCGAUCAAGUGAAUCAUCAGUGACAAUUCCAUUUGAACGUUCAUUCCGGCGCAUCGAUACCAAGAACCUACCUAAAGGAGAUGAUGCUUUGGCUGAAUUCCGUUUCUGUGGAUGUGGUUGGCCAGAACAUAUGCUCUUACCAAAAGGUACUGCCGAAGGUUUGGAAUUCGACUUGUUCGUUAUGAUUUCAGAUUAUACUGGUGAUGAAGUCAAACAGAUAAAUGACUCACCAAGUCCUUGUGGCGAUGCUGAAUCAUUCUGUGGCUUGAAGGACAAGUUGUAUCCAGACAAGCGUGGAAUGGGAUAUCCAUUUGAUAGGCAAAUCGCAAGUUCUAGUCUUGAGACAUUCACAAAUGCCUACACAAAUAUGGGAGCAACUCCAGUUAAGAUUGUGUACUCAAACAAGCACAUUAAUAGGAUGAAGAAGUAAAAUUGUAUGCUGCGAAUACGAAAAUGACCUGGAACGACCAAAAUGACCUAAACUAAACUAUUAUAUCUUAAUCCCUCACAACUUAACUAUGUAACAUUUUCAAUUUAAAAUAAAAAAAUUAUUUAACACUACAAAAU